Messenger RNA from Diachasma alloeum, 1226 nucleotides. RefSeq names its product autophagy protein 12-like (gene Atg12). NCBI's taxonomy places the organism in Eukaryota, Metazoa, Arthropoda, Insecta, Hymenoptera, Braconidae. Gene Ontology annotation, biological process: nucleophagy; autophagosome assembly; autophagy of mitochondrion. Gene Ontology annotation, cellular component: phagophore assembly site membrane; Atg12-Atg5-Atg16 complex; cytoplasm. The record is from RefSeq and is a predicted model, not a curated record. The transcript is spliced from 3 exons. The coding region runs from base 136 to 561 and encodes 141 amino acids.
GAAGGGAGACGAAUAUCAGAUUGUCGACCAUAACCUCAAACGAAAACAAACUUUGACAUUUGGAGUGGUUUCCCCAAAAUCGUGAGCAUCGAUGGAAUUUUAAUCAAUCAAAUAUCGGGAAUUUAGAGUCGAGUGAUGGGAGAUAAGGAGGAGGAGGAUUCUGCUUCGAAUCAGACUGUCGAGGAGAGUGAGAAGGCGGUCACAGAGGCUGAGGGUGAGGCAGCUGAGACUUCGAUCCCACCUGAUUGCAGCUUAGCUGAGAAAGAUGAGCCCCAGACGGUUGCAAAGGACAAAACAAAAAUUGAUAUAUUGCUGAAGGCAACUGGCAAUGCUCCAAUCAUGAAGAAGAAAAAAUGGGCAGUGAGUCCUGAUCAACAGAUUGGGCGGAUCUCAGAAUUCGUCAAGAAAUACUUGAAACUGGAUGCUAAUGAACGAUUGUUUCUCUACAUAAACCAGACAUUCGCUCCAGCCCCCGACCAAACAGUGAAAAACCUCUACGAGUGCUACGGAACAGAUGGGAAGCUAAUAAUCCACUACUGCAAGAGCCAAGCAUGGGGUUGAAAUUAAAGACAGCUUUAAUAAAAAAAUCAUCCAUCAUCCAGGUCUUCAUCACUGUGCGCCAGUUAUUGCGAGGCACAAUUCACUCUUCUCCAGACGUCUCUGGCCAUUGGCCUCUCCCAGGGACUCAUUCCUCUUCAGUGGAGAAUGCUCCUGAUUGACUGGAGCUUGCUUCUCCUCUCGACACCUGCAGCUGUCCUGGGCCGGCCUUAUCGGAUCGUAUUCGCAGACCUCCGAAUGUUUACCUACGAAUAUUUCACAUUUAACAUUUUUUAUUCGAUGAAAGAAUUUUUAAUUUAUUUAAAGACAUUAAAGUGAUUUUAAGUUAUAAUUAGUGCGUUUGGUGGACAAUUUUUUUCAUUUUGAAAUCAAUAUUUAGGCGAUAAAUGCCAGAAAAGUUUUUUUUAGAAUUCUCUGAAAUAUUGUCGGGGCAUCUAGAGAGGUCAUCGAUGAUGAGAAGGUCUCGUAGGCAAGCUCUCAAAUCAAUCGAGAAGGGGUCCAAUUUGCAUUCUAUAUGAUAUUAUUGGCCCUGACCCAUCAUUAAUAGUAACGGAACAUGUAAGGGCUUAAUAUAUGAGAAGUUCCUGGUACCAGGUGACAAGAUUGUAAAAGACUAUUAAAAUUGGUAUAAAAUAUUUAAUUUACAUUUAAUGCUCGGGUGUGCUAUC